Messenger RNA from Leptosia nina, 1464 nucleotides. The record is from the annotation of a GenBank genome assembly. Lineage: Eukaryota; Metazoa; Arthropoda; Insecta; Lepidoptera; Pieridae.
AUGAACGAUACAGGUUGUAUACACUUAACCAAUUUUAAAGCUGCUAAAGGGACGAAUCCGUAUAAAAUUAUCCAUGCAUUUUUUGUUGCGUGCACAUCCUACGAAGCUAGAAGAUAUAAGGCUACAUCAUGUCUUUGUUUUUCCUGUGGUCAGCCCGGGCCACGGAUGCACUCCUGUCUCCACUGCAUAUAUUUUGCCUGCUAUGGUGGACACAUUCAAGAACACUCCAAAGUUAAAAAGCACUUUCUUUAUGUGGACCUAAGUUAUGGAAAUGUAUACUGCGCUCAAUGUCAGGACUAUAUUUAUGAUCGGGAGCUAACAGAAAUAGCUAUGUCACAUAGAUUAAAAGAGGCCAAAUCCUUGGGCAUGUGUGUUCCAUUCACUCCAUGGAUUCCUAACAAUAAUGAAGCAAUGGCGCUAAGACGAUUACGUAAACGUCGCUUGAUAAGCCCACACACAACUAUUGGACUUCGUGGACUCCAGAAUCUUGGAUCAACAUGCUUCAUGAAUUGCAUUGUGCAAACGUUAAUCCACACACCACUGCUCAGGGACUAUUUUCUAGGGGAGAAACAUAAAUGCAAAGCGCAGAGUUCAGGAAAAUGCCUCGUUUGCGAGGUGUCGAAGCUAUUCCAGGAAUUCUACUCCGGUGCAAAGACGCCGCUCACCCUGCACCGUCUUCUCCACUUGAUAUGGACUCACGCGCGCCACCUGGCGGGCUACGAACAGCAAGAUGCGCACGAAUUUCUCAUAGCUACGCUCGACGUUCUCCAUAGACAUUGCAUGAACGGAGUCGAAGAUAAUGGGGAGAAGAAGGAAAACGGCCGUUGCAAUUGCAUCAUCGACCAAAUAUUUACGGGCGGGUUGCGAAGUGACGUGGUCUGCACUUCUUGCCACGGAGUCUCCACAACCAUCGAUCCCUUUUGGGAUAUCAGUCUGGAUGUUGCUGGACCUGGAUCUCUCGAGGCCUGCUUAGAACGCUUCACGCGCGCUGAGCACUUGGGUUCUGCUGCUAAAAUCAAAUGCUCCAACUGCCGGGCGUAUCGUGAGUCCACGAAACAGCUGACACUAGAAACUCUACCGAUUGUCGCCAGUUUUCACCUGAAACGCUUCGAGCACUCCUCACAGAUAGAUAGGAAAAUCUCCGCGUUCGUCUCUUUCCCCGCGGAGUUGGAUAUGACGCCGUUCAUGUCUUCGCAUCGCAGGGCUGUAGAAGCUGCAGAUAACAACAACGCUCCCGAAGGAAUAUUUGAGGACAAUAGGUACUCAUUGUUCGCCGUCGUAAAUCACGUGGGCUCGCUGGACGCUGGCCAUUACACGGCUUACGUGAGGCAGAUGAAAGGCAGCUGGUACAAAUGCGACGACCACAUGAUCACGCGCGCAUCGCUUAGGGAAGUCCUCGAUAGUGAGGGGUAUUUGCUCUUCUACCACAAGACUGUUUUGGAGUACGAAUGUGACGUAUCUUAA